Drepanopeziza brunnea f. sp. 'multigermtubi' MB_m1 is the source of this 1308-nucleotide messenger RNA. RefSeq lists its product as uncharacterized. Gene Ontology annotation, biological process: proteasome-mediated ubiquitin-dependent protein catabolic process; nucleotide-excision repair. Gene Ontology annotation, cellular component: cytosol; nucleoplasm. The record is from RefSeq and is a predicted model, not a curated record. Gene Ontology annotation, molecular function: damaged DNA binding; proteasome binding; polyubiquitin modification-dependent protein binding. Lineage: Eukaryota; Fungi; Ascomycota; Leotiomycetes; Helotiales; Drepanopezizaceae.
AUGCAAUUGAGAUGGAUAGACAGGUGGAUCGAACUCCGUCCUUUUCGAAUCAAAACUACAUUCUCUCAAAUCACCAUCCCCAUACUCGUUCUCAUAAACCUGGUUCCACGCGCGAGCUGCUCCGUCACCACCAUGAAGCUCACUUUCAAGGACUUGAAGCAGCAGAAGUUCGUGAUCGAGGCCGAACCUUCAGAGCUGAUCUCAGAUGUCAAGGAGAAGAUUACCAAGGAGAAGGGAUGGGAAGUUUCGCAGCAGAAGCUGAUCUAUUCAGGCAAGAUCCUGCAAGAUGCCAACACUGUCGAGUCGUAUAAGAUCGAGGAGAAGGGAUUCAUUGUCUGCAUGAUCACUAAGCCCAAGCCUGCUGCUGCAACUGCAAGCGUUGCCUCGAAAGCCCCCCCUUCUACCCCCGCAGCUCCCGUCGCCGCCUCUACACCAGCUCCUCCUCCAGCUCCAGCCCAGGCGAGUGCGCCGGCCCAAGCUGUUCCCGCUACACCUUCCCCAGCCGGUUCAGGUGCCGCUGCCGCUGCUAUUUCCUCCACGCCAGGCGGAGCUACCUCUGGUCUUUCUAUGGGCACUGAUCGUGCUGCGCAAAUCGCCCAGAUGGAGAAUAUGGGUUUCGAGAGAACACAGAUUGAUGCUGCUAUGCGUGCUGCUUUCUAUAAUUCAGAGCGUGCUAUCGAGUAUCUUAUUAAUGGUAUCCCGGAGAAUCUCCAACAAGAGCAAAGAGCCUCAGCCCCGGCUGCCGCUCAACCUGCCGCCUCACCGUCUCCUGCUGCCGCAAACCCAGCUGCCGAGGGGGGAAACGCGCCGGUAAACCUGUUCGAGGCCGCAGCUCAAGCUGGAGCCGGUGGACGUGGAGGAGCUGCAGGUCGUGGAGGAGCUGCAGGGAUUUUCGCAGGUGUUGGAGCUGGCGAUGCCGCUGCUGGUGGAUUGGGCAACCUGGAUUUCCUCCGAAACAACCCUCAAUUCCAACACCUCCGUCAAGUCGUCCAACAACAACCCGGAAUGCUUGAGCCUAUCCUCGCCUCCGUCGGUGCUGGUAAUCCGCAAUUGGCGCAACUGAUCGGACAAAAUCCUGAUCAGUUCCUCCAGCUCCUGAGCGAAGAUGCCGGAGACGAUGCGCCACUCCCACCAGGAGCUCAAGCCAUCAGUGUUACUGAAGAGGAGCGUGCGGCUAUUGAGCGGUUAUGCGCUCUUGGGUUCCCACGCGAUCUCGCUAUUCAAGCCUACAUUGCCUGUGACAAGAACGAAGAGCUCGCAGCCAACUUCCUAUUUGAACAACCAGAUGAUGAUGACAUGAUGCAAUGA